Molecule: messenger RNA, 3894 nt
Organism: Cherax quadricarinatus
Lineage: Eukaryota; Metazoa; Arthropoda; Malacostraca; Decapoda; Parastacidae
Source: RefSeq, a predicted model, not a curated record
AUGACUAAGCCAGGAGAAAGUGAAGCUAAUAAAGUCAAGUUGAAAAGUCAGGGCCAGGAGCUACGACUUAACACCUGCAACCAUCGAAAACGGACACACAUACAGGAACUGGAACAAUCUGGAGAGUUAAAUAGCGGAGGGUUAUCAUACGAGGGUGAACAUUUUAGGAAAUAUGUUAACCUGGGCAGAAACAAGUACUUUGUGAGAAGGUACAAAUGCGUGGUCGGUCUUGCAUCUAAUGUUUUUUUUCGUGUUCUCUUCUCCCCUGUUUGUUCACGUGUGCCGCCGUCCAUCUCCCACUCACGCCCACACCGUGCUCACACGCCCGCCCACACUCGCCCACGCCCAUAUUGUCAGGUGCUCCAAAGUCGUAACAUCCUCAGGUCCAACAAAGUCCUGGGAAGUUUCAAGUUAGACGUGGCCACAGUGUGGUCCCAGUCAGACCAUCAGUUUUACCACAAGUGGGCCUUACUGACUGAUCCUGACGACAUCACUGGCGGUCCCAAAGGCUACCUCAAGUGCGACAUCUGCGUCGUUGGCAAGGGUGACGCCAUCAAGGCUCCCCUCAGAAACGACAAGGACGAGGACGACAUUGAAGGGAACCUGCUGUUGCCUGACGGGGUACCAGCUGAGCGCCAGAGAGCCAAGUUCAUCGUCAGGGUGUACAGAGCUGACGGCCUCCCCAGGAUCAAUUCUUCCAUCAUGGCCAACGUGAAGAAGGCGCUGACGGGGGAUUCCCGUGACCUCCUCGAUCCCUAUGUACAAGUCUCCUUCGCUGGACUCUCGGGUCGCACGAGCGUCAAGAAGAACACGUCUUGCCCCACCUGGAACGAGCAGAUCGUCUUCACAGAGAUGUUUCCCCCGCUCUGCCAGAGAGUGAAGAUCCAGGUGAGGGACAACGACGCUGUCAACGACACCGUGGUAGCCACACACUUCCUAGACCUCACCAACGUCUCGAAUGAUGGUGAUAAAGGUUUCUUGCCUACCUUUGGCCCUGCAUACGUGUACUUGUAUGGAUCUACUCGUGACGGAGCGGUGAUGGACGAACACGCCUCGCUCAACGCUGCCCUGGGGGAGGGUAUCGCUUACCGUGGCCGCCUCCUCCUCUCCGUCAGGUGCCAGAUUACUGACCAGCUCGACGUGGCGCCUUCAGAGGUCGAAGUGGAAAACACCUUACCCAUACAGGAGAGCAACUAUGGCAGGAGUGAGGAGUUUCUCUUGUUCGCGUCGGUACACGAGGCCACCAUGAUAGAGAAGCGGGUCAGUGACAAACCUGUCACCUUCGAAAUUUCCAUCGGCAACGCUGGUAAUUCCAUUGAUGGGUGUUCCUCCACCAGGCCCUCCAGCGACGAGGAGAGCGAUGGAGACUCAGGUCCUGAGUCCAUCAUCGCUGAGGCAUCUAUGUGGCAGUCGACGACACCUCCUGCCAAGCCCAUGACCAACGACAAAGUCUACUACUUCCUGCCUUUCUGGGACGACAAGCCGUGUCUCUAUGUUAGAGCUUUCUUCCAGGACCACCGUCGUCGCCUCUACCACUCCAACGUCAUCGACAGCAUCACCACCAAACUGGAGGAAGGUCUGUCUGAAGUGUCGUCAUUACUGGAGGAGGAGGACGAAAACGCUGAGCCUCGACUGAGGGAGGUCUUAGAGGAGCUGAUGGCAGGGUGUGGUCAGUACAUGAACCUGGCUCGGGCAUACUCCUCCAACUCGUCUGGCCAGAGAACCAAGCUGGACAAGGAGCGAGUCAGACUCUGCCAGAGGGAGAUUGACCAUCUGGGGAGCUCUGCGAGGCACACCAAGGCACUUCUGAGCCGACAUAGCUUCAAGGAGCGUUACAAGACCACUCACUCCUACCUGGCCAAGCUCAAGGAACUCAUUGAAGACCCUCAACACAGUCUGCCGGAUGUGUUUGUGUGGAUGAUCAGCGGGGGCAAGAGAGUGGCAUACCAGCGUCUAGCAGCCAGGCACCUGCUCUUCUCUCCCGUGGAGCAGGAGCGAGGCAAGCACUGUGCCACGACCCAGACACUCUUCCUCAAGUUGCCGGGUCGCAAGUCUAGUGGUCCUGGAGGCUGGGCCAUCCAGGGCAAGCUGCAGGUGUACAUGUGGCUGGGUCUGAUGAAGCACAAGAAGAACCUGGUGCCAGGCAUCCCUAAAGGUUACGAACUCAGCUACGAACUAAGGAACAUCGAGAGGAGCCUCACGCUGCCCCCCGUCUCCCUCCACUACACACAGAAGCAGACGUUCCAGCUGCGCGCACACAUGUACCAGGCUCGCUCCCUCAUAGCCUCGGACUCCUCUGGCCUCUCUGAUCCCUUCGCCCGCGUCAUCAUUGGAGAACACUGCCGUGUCACACAGGUGAUCGAUGAGACGUUGAGCCCGACGUGGGACGAGAUGCUAGUGCUGGACGACAUCCUCGUCUACGGCACCAAGGAAGAGAUCAAGGCCAGCCCGCCUCUCGUCCUCAUAGAGAUCUUCGACCAGGACAAUGUGGGUAAGUCAGAGUUCAUCGGGAGGGCCUUGGCUCGUCCUCACAUCAAGCUACGAGAGGAACCCUACAGACGACCACACCUUCAGUGGCACGACAUAUUCCGCGGCACCGACCACGCUGGGGAGCUCCUUGCUACCUUCGAACUUCUGCAGUUCCAGGAUGGUGAGGAAGGUGGGGACGUGGUAGCCAUGCCCCAGGCUAAGGAACAUCACUGUGGGGACUCUGGACCCGUGUUGCCCGUCCCCAGGGGUAUCAGACCCACCUUGGCCAAGUACAGACUCGAGGUAUUGUUCUGGGGUCUGCGGGACCUGAAGAGGAUCCACCUCCUGACGGUGGACCGCCCGAGGGUAGACGUGGAGGUGGCAGGUCACAUUAUCCAGUCUGCCGUGCUCACCUCCGCUAGGAAGAACCCAAACUUCACCAGCCCCGUCAAGUACAUCGACCUGGAACUGCCGGAGCAGGAGCUGUACUGCCCGCCCAUCACCCUGCGUGUGGUAGACUGCCGCAGUUUUGGCAGGUUCACACUGGUGGGCACUCACAUCAUCUCCAGCCUCCACCGCUACAUGUGGAACCCCGUCACCAAGAGAGAGAGAGAGGCGGCGCUACGAGACUCCAUCACAGGCCAGCUCCAAGGAAAUAACGAGGACAACAACGGGGCUGCCAACCAUACCUUGGUGUCCAAUAACGUGCACGGUGGUGUAGUGGGCGGGGGCAGCGUGUCCUACAGGAAAGAGACGGAGAGGAGUCCUCUCCUGCAGAAGGACACAGUCAUCACCAUCGACUAUGUGGGUGGCUCAGGAGCUGUGUCCAAGCUGGUGGCAGUGUCCAAGAAGGAGAAAGCGGAAGCCAAUAAACGACGGAAACAGAGUAUGGAGAUGGAGGAGGAAGACGAGGAGAACAGAGACUGGUGGACGAAGUACUUCGCCUCCCUGGAGGCCGUCGCCUUGCAACAGCAGGAAGAUAGGAACGCCAAGGAGAGGGGCGAGAACGCUGACGGGGAGCAGACGCAGACGCAGGAGGGGCAGCGGGAGGCAGCAGUAGCCGCGGCAGCAGCAGCAGCAACAGCAGCAGCAGAGAGGAAGAAGCAUAGCACGUUUAGGGGCACCUCCACAGCAGCCAAGCUAGCUGCUAGGCUCAGCCCUAAGAGUCAGAGACGGAAGCACAAACCUAACAUCGCAAUCCUCAAGGUUAUCCCAGGGGAACUGGAGACAGAAUUCAACGGCUUUCGUGAGUGGCUUCACACGUUCGACCUGUACAGGGGCAAGAAGACGGGGGAUGAACUGGAGGAUGAAGGACGCGUCGUGGGCAAGUUUAAGGGGUCGCUGAAGCUGUAUCGCUGGCCUCUACCGAAGGACAUUGACGACACUACCAUCACAGGCGGCGACCCUCAGUAUGGCUUCUUCCAG